ACCACCGCUAUAUAGCUAGAAGAUGGCGGCGUUAAACCACAAACAAAUAAACACGCUUAAGAAGACAUAGACAAGGAGACACGCUGUCCCACUGACCCUGGUUCUGAUAACACAGUACAAGGGCACUAACAGCUUCCUUUGGGGAGUAGAUACGGGCGAAGACGGAGAUACUUCAACACCUACCUGAUUGUUCUACACGACCUUGACCCACACCACACAAUGUCGCAACGACACAAGGAAGCUAGGUUCAAUGCUAAGCUGCGACCGGACAUGACGCCGCAGCAGAUAGCGGAAAUGUUUGACGACUUCGCCGAUGACUAUGACGAGCUGAAGGAGGUAGGAUUUUCCUACGUCGAUGCCCUGGAUCCAGCUCAGAAGAUGUUGGAUGUGGCAAAAACCAGAAACGUCUACCGUCGCCUGAUCUGUGCAUUCAUGGACAAAAACAGGGUCGAGGAAAUCGAAACAGAUUUCUACGACUGCAUAACGGCUACGGCAGCCUUCAACGAGGGUUUGGUACCAUGUAAUGCCUUCCCCCAGAUGAUCAGAAUCGUUAAGCCUGGUGGGCGGAUAGUUUUCACAGUUCCACAAAGGAACAUCGAUAAUGCUGUCGAGUACCGUGGCCGAUUGCUUCCCUUGAUAGACAAGAUGGCGGCGGAGGGAGUCUGGGACGUGACCGCAGUACCCCUGGCUGACGGCGAACUGUCCCAUGCCCUAGGUCCCGGGUUCUUUACAGUUUAAAAGUAAACGUAUCGGAGAAAUAUUUUGAGAUUUAAUAAAGUCCUCUCUUUGAAUUAUA
Molecule: messenger RNA, 796 nt
Organism: Haliotis rubra (blacklip abalone)
Lineage: Eukaryota; Metazoa; Mollusca; Gastropoda; Lepetellida; Haliotidae
Product: methyltransferase-like protein 27
Exons: 5
Coding region: 220-738 (172 amino acids)
Molecular function (GO): S-adenosylmethionine-dependent methyltransferase activity
Source: RefSeq, a predicted model, not a curated record